AUGACAGCAAUUAUAAAAGCAAUAGCAUCAGAGUUCGUGAUUAUUGAUUCACAACAAAUCCCCGCUACUAUACUAUACUCUGCAGAUACAGGUAACAUUGUUAAGAUUUUCAAAUAUGUGGUCAUAGAAUCAGUUAGAGAUCCUAGACUGGAACAGCACUCAGUCGAUGAAUAUGAGAUAGUAACUCCACGUAUAAUCAUGCCUGGUUUAGUUGAUUCGCACGUCCACUUGAAUGAACCAGGUAGAACUGAAUGGGAGGGUUUUGCGACAGGAACACAAGCAGCUAUUAGUGGUGGAGUUACUACCGUGAUUGAUAUGCCAUUAAAUGCAGUUCCUCCAACGACAACUCUUCAUAAUCUCAAUAAAAAAUUACAAGCAGCAGAUGGCCAGUUAUGGUGUGACGUUGGAUUUUGGGGAGGAUUAGUACCUGACAAUUUAGAGGAUUUGCUUCCCUUGGUUAAAGCAGGUGUCCGAGGGUUCAAGGGUUUCCUGAUUCAUUCUGGUGUAGACGAGUUUCUUUCUAUUGAUGAAGAAUAUAUUAAUAAAGCUAUGGAUAUUUUAGCUAAUGAGAAAACUAUGCUAAUGUUCCAUGCAGAAAUGGAAGAUCCAAAAGAAGAAGUGGUAAACCCCCCUAAAUCAGAUUCGAAUGAUAAGGAUAUUUACUCUGGAGAAUCAGGAAAAAACGAGAUGGCUCCUAAGAAUUACCAAAAUUUUCUUAACUCACGUCCAGAUAGUUUUGAAACAGACGCUAUCAAAUUACUAAUUCGAUGUAUGGAAGAAGGUAAGAAAAAAAUAAACGGGAUUAUCCCACCUGUGCAUGUUGUUCAUUUGGCAUCCAAUGAAGCCUUACCUUUGAUUAUGGAAGCUCAUAAGAGUAAACUACCUUUAACUGCAGAAACAUGUUUUCAUUAUUUGUGCCUUGCAGCAGAAAAUAUACCUGACUCUGCUACGCACUUUAAAUGUUGUCCUCCAAUUAGAAACGAAGCAAACAGAAUUGCAUUAUGGACAGCUUUAAAGAGAGGUGUUAUCACGUCCGUUGUAAGCGAUCAUUCGCCUUGUACUCCAGAAUUGAAAGGUUUCGAGGAAGGCGACUUCCUACGUGCAUGGGGCGGAAUUGCUUCAGUUGGAUUAGGACUACCGUUAUUGUAUACAAAUGGAGCCUCCAUACUUGAAAUUACGAAAUGGUGCUGCGAAAAUACUUCUAAGCAGGUAGGCUUCCAGGAUUUUAAGGGAAAAAUUGCCGUUGGAUAUGAUGCUGACUUAGUUGUUUUCAAUCCUCAUAAAGAACAGUUAAGUUAA
Molecule: messenger RNA, 1299 nt
Organism: Naumovozyma dairenensis CBS 421
Lineage: Eukaryota; Fungi; Ascomycota; Saccharomycetes; Saccharomycetales; Saccharomycetaceae
Gene: DAL1
Product: allantoinase
Exons: 1
Coding region: 1-1299 (432 amino acids)
Biological process (GO): allantoin catabolic process; purine nucleobase catabolic process
Cellular component (GO): cytoplasm
Molecular function (GO): zinc ion binding; allantoinase activity; cobalt ion binding
Source: RefSeq, a predicted model, not a curated record